AUGUGUAUUUCUGAAGGCUCAGUUAGACUAACUCAUCUCUGUCAAAAAAUGCAAUUAACAAGUGAGCAUUUUCGUGCGAUCAUUUUUCACAACUUUCGACGUGGAUUAUCACGACAAGACUACAUUGAUGAACUUAAAUCUUUGAAUGGCGAUGAAGCACCACCCUAUAGCACUGUGAAAAACUGGUUUAAUGUAUUCAAUCGUGACCGACACUCGCUCAGUGACGAAUUCCGUGAAGGUCGUCCAAAAAUGGCCGUUGUGCCAGAGAACAUUGAUGCCGUGCGUGAACUGAUAAUGCAAGAUCGUCAUGUGAUAUACCGUGAGAUAGAGGCAUCCUUGGGCAUUUCUCCCAUCAGCAUACAUUCGAUAUUGCAUAAACACCUGGUCGUAAAAAAGGUUUGUUCUCGUUGGAUCCCGCACAAUUUGACAAUCGUUCAAAAAAAGGCUCGUGUCGAUUGGUGUAAAGAAAUGUUGAAAAAAUACGUUCACGGUGCUUCAAAAGACGUUUAUAAGAUCACCGGUGACGAAUUAUGGAUCUAUGCGUAUGAGCCCGAAACAAAACAACAAUCGACCAUGUGGGUUUUCGAAGACGAGCCAAAUCCAACGAAAGUUGUUCGUGGAAGAAGCACUUCGAAGCAAAUGGUCGCCUAUUUCUACGGCAAAACUGGUCAUGUGGCGACUGUUCCGCUUGAGCAACGAAGGACGGCCACUUCUGAAUGGUACACCACAAUUUGUUUGCCUGAAGUCUUCGGAGAAAUUCGAAAAACGAACAAGAGAAGAUGAAUCAUUGUUCACCAUGACAACGCGAGCUCUCACACAUCGGCUCAAACCAGCGCCUUUUUGACCGGCCAAAACGUUGAAUUGAUUGGUCAUCCGCCGUAUAGCUCUGACUUGGCACCCAAUGACUUCUUUUUAUUCCCGCACAUCAAAAAAAAAUCCGCGGUCAACAAUUUUCGUCGCCAGAAUGUUUAGUU
Teleopsis dalmanni is the source of this 974-nucleotide messenger RNA. Its product is annotated as histone-lysine N-methyltransferase SETMAR-like. Bases 1 to 783 code for a protein of 260 amino acids. The record is from RefSeq and is a predicted model, not a curated record. Lineage: Eukaryota; Metazoa; Arthropoda; Insecta; Diptera; Diopsidae. Gene Ontology annotation, molecular function: nucleic acid binding. The transcript has 2 exons.